This is a messenger RNA of Sorghum bicolor (sorghum), 2818 nucleotides long. RefSeq names its product transcription factor bHLH13. The record is from RefSeq and is a predicted model, not a curated record. Gene Ontology annotation, cellular component: nucleus. Gene Ontology annotation, molecular function: DNA-binding transcription factor activity; protein dimerization activity; transcription cis-regulatory region binding. The transcript is spliced from 2 exons. Gene Ontology annotation, biological process: regulation of DNA-templated transcription. Lineage: Eukaryota; Viridiplantae; Streptophyta; Magnoliopsida; Poales; Poaceae. Bases 451 to 2394 code for a protein of 647 amino acids.
AUCCAUUUUCGAUAAGCCCUUUUUGUGUUAAGAGAAAGUUAGAAGCUCUUGUUGAAUCCAUUGAGGUUUAUGUCAUACUUUUUCAGUUGUGGUACUCAAUUCUUGGUUCAAUUCAACUCUUAUUUCUCAUGAAGAUAGAGGGGAUCUAUUAUAUUUAUCAAUCGUGCGAGCAACCUGAAGGCUAUGAAUAAGGUGAUGUGUGUCAAUAAGCCAUGUUCAUCUUGUUACUAUGCCUCUUUGGUUUGAUAAUCUUAUAUAUUAUUAGUCUCCAUAUAUGUGCUUGUAAAAUUACCACAUGAUUGUCUGUCUCAAAUGAUUUCUUUCAUGGAAGCACCUCAUCUCAACCAUAUAGCUAGAUAUGCCUACUCUUAUCCAUGUUUCACAUGAGUAUAUGUGGUGUGUAUGUACUAAUAUCAAUAGUUGUUGUCAUAUCCUUGGUACGGUGGAUCCAUGAUAUUUGCUCUACGAUGGAAGUUUUGCAAGGAAAGGGCAGCUCAUCUCAUAAAUUCAACAAAAAGAAGUAUUAUGGUAAUGAAGAUGGAGCUUGAGGACGAUGGUGCCAUGGGAGGGAGAGGAACUGGUGGUAUGUGGACAGAGGAGGACCGAGCUCUUGGCGCUGCGGUGCUUGGAGCAGAUGCCUUUGCAUAUUUAACGAAAGGAGGUGGUGCCAUAUCCGAGGGCCUUGUCGCUGCGUCUUUGCCGGAUGACUUGCAGAACAAACUCCAGGAGCUUGUCGAAUCCGAGAGCCCUGGCACUGGUUGGAACUAUGCCAUCUUCUGGCAGCUCUCGCGCACAAAGUCUGGUGAUCUCGUCCUUGGAUGGGGGGAUGGCAGCUGCCGUGAGCCCCGAGAUGGAGAGGUGGGAGCUGCUGCUUCUGCAGGCAGCGAUGAUACCAAGCAGAGGAUGCGCAAACGUGUGCUGCAGCGGUUGCACAUUGCAUUUGGGGUUGCUGAUGAGGAGGAUUAUGCCCCUGGUAUUGAUCAGGUCACAGAUACAGAGAUGUUCUUUCUGGCAUCUAUGUACUUUGCUUUUCCCCGUCGCACUGGUGGCCCUGGCCAAGCAUUUGCAGCAGGCAUCCCCCUCUGGGUUCCCAAUAGUGAGCGCAAGGUAUUCCCGGCCAACUACUGUUACCGGGGGUUCCUUGCAAAUGCGGCAGGAUUUAGGACUAUCGUUUUGGUGCCAUUUGAGAGCGGUGUGCUUGAACUGGGCUCAAUGCAGCACAUAGCUGAGAGUUCUGAUACUAUCCAGUCCAUACGCUCUGUAUUUGCAGGGACAAGUGGUAAUAAGACUGCAGUACAGAGACACGAGGGAAAUGGUCCUGCUCCUCCUGAAAGGUCGCCCAGUUUGGCGAAGAUUUUUGGGAAGGAUUUGAACCUUGGCCGGCCUUCAGUUGGGCCGGCGGUUGGUGUAUCUAAGGUAGAUGAAAGGACAUGGGAGCAGAGGAGUGCUGCUGGUGGGACCUCAUUGCUACCGAAUGUACAGAAAGGAUUGCAGAAUUUCACCUGGAGUCAGGCUCGUGGGUUGAAUUCUCAUCAGCAGAAGUUUGGCAAUGGCGUGUUGAUUGUGAGCAACGAGGCUGCACACCGCAACAACGGAGCAGUGGACAGCCCUAGCGCAGCACAGUUUCAGCUUCAAAAGGCGCCUCAGCUUCAGAAACUGCAGCUUCAGAAAUUGCCGGUUGUUCAGAAAACACCGCAGCUAGUGAACCAGCAGCCGAUGCAGCCACAGGUACCUAGGCAAAUUGACUUUAGCGCGGGGAGCAGUUCCAAGCCUGGUGUGUUGGUUACAAGGGCAGCAGCAGUCCUGGAUGGGGAGAGUGCAGAGGUGGAUGGCUUGUGCAAAGAGGAAGGGCCACCACCUGUUAUAGAGGACCGACGGCCAAGGAAGAGGGGAAGAAAACCUGCAAACGGGAGGGAAGAACCACUUAAUCAUGUCGAGGCUGAGCGCCAGAGGAGGGAGAAGCUCAACCAGCGGUUCUAUGCACUUAGAGCUGUUGUGCCGAACAUAUCGAAAAUGGACAAGGCGUCCCUACUGGGCGAUGCGAUAACGUACAUCACUGACCUCCAGAAGAAGCUCAAAGAGAUGGAGUCAGAGAGAGAAAGGCUCUUGGAGUCCGGUAUGGUGGACCCAAGGGAGCGGGCGCCUAGGCCGGAGGUGGACAUCCAGGUGGUGCAGGACGAGGUUCUUGUUCGAGUGAUGUCUCCAAUGGAUAACCAUCCAGUCAGGAAGGUAUUCCAAGCCUUUGAAGAGGCAGAAGUCCGCGUAGGCGAGUCAAAGGUGACGGGCAACAACAACGGGACAGUGGUGCAUUCUUUCAUCAUCAAGUGUCCUGGCGCUGAGCAGCAAACGAGGGAGAAGGUGAUAGCGGCAAUGUCUCGCGCGAUGAGCAGUUGAGCAGAGCAGCGUAGGAUCAGACUGGCACAGUAGAGAGGCGGCGGUUUAUCCUUCCUGUUGGUUGCGAACAAGAAGCAGCAGCAGCAGCAGCCCUUGACAUGGUGGAUUGUCGAUAGGAGAGUUGUAGGUGGAGAGAAACAAGAUGAGAUUCUUCUGACUUUAGCAACGCAACAACAAAAUGGGGGCUCCAGUUAAGCAGCAGCCAUUGUAUGGUAGGUUUCUUUUGGUUGGUCCGACCGUGUAGUUUUGAUGUUUUUGUUUGGGAAGGAAGGAUGGAUGGAUACCGUGUUCCUAGUGUAAGCGUGAUGACGCAGCAGAACAAUAAACAGCAGUACAUGUUUUUUUCUUCUUCUUCUUCCUUUUUUUGUUCAUGCGUGAUUUGGAAAUUAAAUUUAUUGCAAAUUUUGUUUUACUUUUCUUUUUA